GCGUGCUGUAAAGCGCAGUGUUUUUUCUAUUGCGCUGCUAAGCAGUUCAAUUGUUGACAAAUAAUAAAAUUAAUCAAAAAUGGGAAAUCACAAGGUACUUCGGACCGCUGGAUCCAAUUUGCGGUACUCUAUGUAUGAGUUCAUUGAUGCCGUGCACAAGCGAACGAUUAUCUGGGAGCGACGACACGCAAACUUCCAUAAUCGAGAACUGCGGGAUCAGGCCUGGCAGCAAAUUGGCCAAGAACUCUGCAAGAACUUUUCCUCAGCCAGUGAUGCCGAAAAGAACGAAAUUGUGAAAACCUUAAUGAAGCGUUGGAAGAACACGCGCGACAGCUAUUUGCGGGUGUACCGUAUGCGACAAAGCGGCAAAGAUGUGGUGGUGCGGGCAUCCUACAUAUACGAGCAAGAGCUCAGCUUUCUGCUGGAUGUCAAGACUGAGACCGAAGACGAUGAGGAGCCCCUAAAGGAGGAAACCAAAUUGUCGCCCAAACGGAAGCGCCUUUGCACCCAAAGAACGGCAAGGAAGCGGCGAAGCUCAGAGGAGGAAACGCUAACCGAGCCGCUGACCGCCUCCAACGUUUCUUCAUUGCCAAAUAAUCUGCAUUCCAUGCUGGGUGAUCUGGAUAACUCAACGCAUCCAGAACUCCCCAGUUGUACGAAUGCCUCGGCGCCACCUUCAACCACGGAUGCCGAUCAGGCGUUCUUUGAUAGCAUCAAGCCGCAUAUGCAAAGAAUGAAUGCCGAUCAAAAGCUCGACUUUCAAAUAGAAGUACUAAAAAUUCUUCGCAAUUUUAAGCCAAAUUAAAACGGAAGCUAUAGGAAAAUAUGUUUUUAUUUAUUUUUAAAUUAACUCUAUUAACAGCGAGCCAGCUUAGCAGUAGUAUUACAGCACUCUUGCUGCGCAUAACAGGAAACGUAAUCGUUAUCGGCUAUCGAGUAAAUCAAUAUCGCGCGAAAUUCGAACUGCUGUAAGCAUUACUUGGAUGCCCUAUAUGUCUGCUAAAUGAGCUGAAUAAAGCAUAAAUAAGAAAUUAUCC
Messenger RNA from Drosophila subobscura, 1037 nucleotides. RefSeq lists its product as uncharacterized. Gene Ontology annotation, biological process: regulation of transcription by RNA polymerase II. Bases 80 to 805 code for a protein of 241 amino acids. Lineage: Eukaryota; Metazoa; Arthropoda; Insecta; Diptera; Drosophilidae. Gene Ontology annotation, cellular component: transcription regulator complex; nucleus. The transcript has 3 exons. Gene Ontology annotation, molecular function: DNA binding. The record is from RefSeq and is a predicted model, not a curated record.